AUGGCUCCAGUAGCUGACCCGUAAGUGUCCCCAAUGCUCAGCGUCGAGAUACCAACCUUUUGGCUGAGGCGACAGAAUCAUCUGCUUUUCAACGCAGCGCACCCAAGCCCAUCGACUGGGCUGAUGAUGGAGACAUUGAUGACGAUGCCAGUGAGUGCGGAAUGCGAUUCACGAUGGGCUGAUAAAGACGAUGCGGCGCUGAUCAACGUGCUGUCCCGUCCGGUUUUGAUCGACCUCAAGUCCCACCCGUGACACCUGGUCUGCCACCCAGGGAGGAACGAGAUGAGGGCAAUGGCGUCAAGGUCAUUGUGGAAUACAAGUUCAAUCCAGAAGGCAAGAAAGUCAAGAUCACUCGACGCAUCAGGCGCACCCUUGUCACCACAAAGGUCAAUGCUGCUGAGGCUGAGCGAAAGACGUGGGCCAAGUUUGGUCAAGAGAAGGGAAGAAAGGCGGGUCCACACUCUAGCACCACCACAGUGGGUGAGAACGUAGCUUUAAAGUUUAGCGCUGGCUCCACAAAGAAGGUGAGCGGCCUCGUCUUUCCUCGGCGCCCACCGUUUCGAACUUUAGUACUUGCGUGCUCACCACACCUGGUGUGUGUCACUGCAGGACGAGCCAGAAGUGGAUGAGCAGGCAGCGCUGCGAAAGCAGCUGCAAUCCAAGAAGAUCACCUGUCGUCUCUGCAAGGGAGACCAUUUCACCUCCAAGUGUCCCUACCGCGAUACCCUCGAAGCCAUUCCUGGAGCAGCCGACACUGGCGCCGAGCCAGAAGUGUCGGAUGCUAUCGCCGACCCCACAAACCCUGCUGUGGCUGCAGGCACUUCUGGCGCUGGUGGCAAGUACAUUCCUCCUUCUAUGCGUCAAGGGGCGAACCGUGGUGCAGGGGAGCGUAUGGGCGGACCUAUGAACAGGGAGGACAUGCCUACACUGCGUGUCACGAAUCUCAGCGAAGAUGCAGACGAGGAGGAUUUGCGCGAGAUUUUUUCCAGAUACGGAAGAGUCAUCCGUGUCUACAUCGGCGUGAGUAGCUGCGCUGUGUCGCAUAUCUCUACCCUUGGCCACAGAAUGCCAAAGUAUGGUGCUGAUUCGCUUUCAAACUCCCUCCUCACAGCGAGACCGCGAAACUGGCGAGUGCAAAGGCUACGCCUUCGUCAGCUUCGAAAGCAGAGAUGAUGCCGACAAAGCCAGACAAAAGGUGGACGGCAAAGGGUGCGUAGCUAAGGCACCUCCGGGUCUCCAUCAUAUCACGCGCAGCUCUUUUGACCUACCUCAUUCUCAUCUUUUACCCCAAAACAGGUAUAGCAAUCUCAUCCUGUCGGUCAAUUGGUCCCAGCCUCGUGGGGAGCGACCAGGCGGUGCUUAG
Molecule: messenger RNA, 1363 nt
Organism: Ceraceosorus bombacis
Lineage: Eukaryota; Fungi; Basidiomycota; Exobasidiomycetes; Ceraceosorales; Ceraceosoraceae
Source: the annotation of a GenBank genome assembly